UAAACAGAGGAAGUGAGUCUGUCAGUUAGUUGCAGCAUGGAGUCCGUUCAGCUGCUGGUUCUGGUUCUGAUGUGGAACCUGUCCUCCGGAUCUGUCCUUCAGAACCAAACAAAGACCCGGUUCUCCCCCCUCUUACCACCGACCCAGACCCGGUUCUCCCCCCCGGUUCUGCCGGUUCUGCUGCAUGUCUCCUCGGUGUUUCGGCGGGUGGAGCGGCGCUUCCUGUCCGUCACCAUCGACUCCAGCCUGGCUUCAGAGGAGAAGUUCAUGUCGCUGCUGGGCUCUCCAAAGGUCCGGACUCUGGCUAAAGCUCUGAGUCCAGCGUUCCUCCGGUUCGGGGGAACGAGACAAGACUUCAUGGAGUUCAGCCCGAUCCGCCGGGACGCUUCUUCCUCUGCAGAGAAGUCCUGCUCUGCCCGGCUGCUGCCCUCCUGGCUGGAGCAGCGUCUGAAGAAGGAGUGGAGCCGACAACAAAUCCUCCUGAAGAGGGAAGAUCUGCAAAGGAAGUACAAGAGGGUCAAGUUCACAGAGUACACGGUGGACCUGCUGCACUCCUUCUCUAACUGCUCCGGUCUGGAUCUGAUCUUCGGGCUGAACGCUCUCCUCAGAACCUCAGAGAACAUCUGGAACGGCAGCAACGCUCGAUCUCUGCUGCAGUACUGCGAGUCCAGAGGGUACCAGAUGGACUGGGAGCUGGGCAACGAGCCCAACAGCUAUCAGAAGAAGGCGGGGGUGCGCGUGGACGGGUUUCAGCUGGGAAAGGACUUCGCCCAUCUCAGAGAGAUGAUGUCACAGUCAAAACUUUAUCGACACGCCGGGCUUUACGGUCCAGAUGUUGGUCAGCCUCGAAAUCACCGGACCGACAUCCUGCAGGGGUUCCUGCAGAGUGGAGCGGGGGUGGUGGACGCCUGCACCUGGCACCAUUACUAUGUGAACGGCAGGGACACGUCUCUGGAGGAUUUCCUGGACCCAGAUAUCCUGGACACUCUGACCUUAAAGACACUAGAAGUCCUGGAGAAAGUGAAGCAGGCGUCUCCAGAGAAGCCGGUGUGGCUCGGAGAGACGAGCUCUGCGUUCGGAGGAGGAGCCGCCGGUCUGUCGGACACCUUCGUCGCCGGAUUCAUGUGGUUGGAUAAACUGGGUCUCAGUGCUCUUCUGGGUCUGGACCUGGUGAUGCGUCAGGUGUUCAUCGGCUCCGGCAGCUACCACCUGAUCGACCAGAACCUGGACCCUCUUCCUGACUUCUGGCUCUCCGUCCUCUACAAGCGACUCGUGGGUCCGGAGGUCCUGAAAGUAGAAUUCUCGGGUCUGGCUCGCAGUAAGAGAGUCAGGCUGUACCUGCACUGUGCCAACACACGCAGUUUCAGCCGUGGAGCAGUGACUCUGAUGUCUCUGAACCUCGGCCCCCGGACGCUCUCUAUCUCCUCCCCUCUCUUCUCCUCCGGAUCAGUGGAGGCGUUUGUUCUGGAGUCGGGGCAGCCGGGGGAGGAGGGCCUUAUUUCCAGGUCCGUGAAGCUGAACGGAGAGACGCUUCUGAUGCCUGACGAUGAAACUCUUCCAGAUCUCACAGGAGCUCGUCUUCCUCCGGCUGAGCGUCUGCAGAUUCCUGCUUUCUCGCUCGGCUUCUUCGUCCUGAAAGAAGCUCGCGCCGCCGCCUGCCGCUGAUCAAAGCAUCAACUCAGAGACAAGACAUCAACUCAGAGACAAGACAUCAACUCAGAGACAAGACAUCAACUCAGAGACAAAGCAUCAACUCAGAGACAAGACAUCAACUCAGAGACAAAACAUCAACUCAGAGACAAGACAUCAAGACAUCAACUCAGAGACAAGACAUCAACUCAGAGACAAAACAUCAACUCAGAGACAAAACAUCAACUCAGAGACAAAGCAUCAACUCAGAGACAAAGCAUCAACUCAGAGACAAAGCAUCAACUCAGAGACAAAGCAUCAACUCAGAGACAAGACAUCAACUCAGAGACAAAGCAUCAACUCAGAGACAAGACAUCAACUCAGAGACAAAGCAUCAACUCAGAGACAAGACAUCAACUCAG
Messenger RNA from Gymnodraco acuticeps, 2051 nucleotides. RefSeq names its product heparanase (gene hpse). Gene Ontology annotation, molecular function: hydrolase activity, acting on glycosyl bonds. The record is from RefSeq and is a predicted model, not a curated record. Bases 37 to 1665 code for a protein of 542 amino acids. NCBI's taxonomy places the organism in Eukaryota, Metazoa, Chordata, Actinopteri, Perciformes, Bathydraconidae. The transcript is spliced from 12 exons. Gene Ontology annotation, cellular component: membrane; extracellular matrix.